Periophthalmus magnuspinnatus is the source of this 5198-nucleotide messenger RNA. RefSeq names its product macrophage stimulating 1 (gene mst1). Lineage: Eukaryota; Metazoa; Chordata; Actinopteri; Gobiiformes; Gobiidae. Bases 89 to 2218 code for a protein of 709 amino acids. The transcript has 18 exons. The record is from RefSeq and is a predicted model, not a curated record. Gene Ontology annotation, biological process: regulation of receptor signaling pathway via JAK-STAT; proteolysis. Gene Ontology annotation, molecular function: serine-type endopeptidase activity; receptor tyrosine kinase binding.
GCGUCAGUUUAGAAAAGCUGAACUAGACGGGCGGUUUUUGAUCCAAAGCUCAGUUUGGCGGAGGUAAACUUCACGUUUUACAUAAAAUAUGGAGUUGAUUUUAGCCUGUCUCUUGCUAGUCUUGGAAUUAAGCUCAGCUUAUCGUAGCCCUCUGAAUGACUUCCAGCGCUCCGAGGGCAGGGAGCUGGUGCCCACAGCCUGGAACUCUGCUCGGGUGAUCACCUACAGAGGGGUGAAUUUAGAGGACUGUGCCUCCCGCUGCUCUCUGUCCCUGGACUGCAGGGCUUUUAACUAUGAGACCCGUCCGACAGUGAGCUGCAAACACCUGCCGUGGGUCGGAGAUGGAAGCAAUGCGGAGGUCAAGAGGAAUGUGAAUUGUGACCUCUACGAGAAGAAAGUUUAUGUGCGGAAGUGCAUCGUGGGUCAAGGAGAGGACUACCGAGGGAAGGUCUUCACCACAAAGAGCGGUCUGACCUGCCAACAGUGGUGGUCCAAGUUCCCUCAUGAUCACAGGUGGACCCCGUCUCCCACUAAUGGUUUGGAGCUGAACUACUGCAGGAACCCAGACGGGGACCGCAUCGGGCCCUGGUGCUACACCACAGACCCAGAGCGACGCUACGAGAGCUGCAACAUCCCACAGUGCAAAGACGAGGUGUGCAUCACCUGUAAUGGGGAGGACUACAGAGGACAGGUGGACCACACUGUGAGCGGCAGAGAGUGUCAGAGAUGGGACCAGCAGUAUCCACAUCAGCACAUCUACCAACCUGAAAAGUAUCCAGAUAAAAGCCUGGAUGAUAACUACUGCCGUAACCCGGACGCGUCGCCUGUGCCCUGGUGCUACACCACAGACCCGGAGGUGGAGAGGGAGAACUGUGAGAUCAGGAAAUGCACUGAGGUGCGAGUGGAGAAACGUCAGCGUUCAAGCUUCACUACAAACUGUUUCCGUGGUCGAGGUGAGGACUACCGCGGCAAAGUGAACGAGACCACCUCCGGUAUCGCCUGCCAGAGAUGGGACGCCCAGUAUCCCCAUGAGCACCCUUUCUACCCCAACACCUAUGAGUGCAAGGGUUUGGAGGAGAACUACUGCAGGAACCCAGAUGGCUCCGAGGCCCCCUGGUGUUUCACAUCGGUACCUGAGAUGAGGACGGCCCUGUGUUUGCAGAUAAAACGAUGCGCAGACGACAUCGAGGCUGAGGAUUGUUAUCACGAAAAUGGAAAGAACUACAGAGGAACAGUUCGGAAAACACGGAAAGGCAUCACCUGCCAGAAGUGGAACAUCAACACACCUCACCGGACCAAGAUUAACCCUAGGACCCACCCUGAGGCCAACCUGACGGAGAACUACUGUCGAAACCCGGAUGGGGACCAGCACGGACCUUGGUGCUACACGACGGACCCGAAAACCGAGUUUGACUACUGCGCCAUUAAACAGUGUGCCGGCGAGAAGGUGUCACUGACUGAGCCAGUGGAGAACGUAGAGUUUAGUGAGUGUGGAAAGAGGGACGACCGCAUACCCCGGUCCAGGCUGCGUGUCGUGGGAGGGGUCCCUGGGAACUCUCCGUGGACCGUGAGCCUGAGAGACAGGAAAGGAAACCAUUUCUGUGGAGGGUCCCUGGUUAACCCCAGAUGGGUGAUCAGCACCAAACAGUGCUUCUCCUCUUGCUAUGUGGAUCUGCCUGGUUACUCUGCUAUGAUGGGGACUUUAUUUCGGGACCCUGCUGAAGGCGAGCCCGGGGUCCAGACUAUUCCUCUCACCAAAAUCGUGUGCGGACCCUCGGAGUCGCAGCUCGUCAUGCUACAACUCGAAUACCCGGCGCAGUUUAAUGAGCGUAUCUCUCAGAUCUGCCUCCCCCCAGAGAGGUACAUUGUGGCAGAGGGGACGAGAUGUGAGAUAGCGGGAUGGGGUGAGACAAAAGGCACCGGGGAUGAGACGGUCCUGAACGUGGCUCACAUUCCAGUUCUGAGCAACAAGGAAUGCAACAAAUACUUCAGAGGGCGUGUCCGCGAGAACGAGAUGUGCACUAGCUCUUUCCAGGGAGGGGUGGGCGCCUGCGAGAGGGACUACGGAGGACCUUUGGCCUGUGAGAAUCUGGAAUGCUGGGUUUUGGAGGGCGUGAUUAUCCCCAUGAGGCGCUGUGGUCACCCAGGGCAACCCAACAUCUUCAUCCGAGUGUCCGUCUACGUGGACUGGAUCAAGAAGGUCAUGGAGAUGGCUUAAAAAGACUGAAAACUAAAAGGACUGGGGAGGUGUUUUCAAAGCAGUAUGGGAUGUCCUCAAUAUGGAAAACUGUCAGGAAUUACAGUAUAUAGUAGAUACGGGGUGACCGCCUCAAGUAGAGAGAAAAAGAGGGAAUUUUUUGAAUGUGGUGAGACAUGAAGGGACAGACUAUUUAAUAACUACAGUAUGGUUUUCAGUUUUUAUCAGUCGUAAUGCACAAAGAGGAGAUGGAUUAGCCAAUAUUAAAAGCCUGAGUAUACUCUUGUCUUUUUUUCUAUGUAAAUCUCAAUUUCUAUACAGUUAAUAUGGCAUCAAUAAUAAGUGGGACAUUCUCUAAAGUUGAACAAGGGACAGGACAACCAAAAAAGGGACGGUCACCCUAUGUAGAUAUAACACUUAAAACAGUUACUUCCUACUUUCCUUUCAUAUACUCUCCUCAUUUUCAUCGCAACAUUUCAAAAUUCCUCAAAUUAAACUCACGAAUUGUCUCUAUAGUACUUCUUUUCUUCCCUUUUUUCUAUUUAUGUUUCCCUAUUCCUCGAAAGCAACACCACAGACGUAGCUUAAACCAGGGGCGGCUCCAGACUUUUUUUUCCGGAGGGGUUAAAGGAGGGGCUAUAGUUUUCCAUGAGGGUGCUCACGUAACACGAUGAACAGAGUGUUUUAACAGUGAAGCGUUAAUCAACUCCUCCCAUGUUUGGCAAAAAAUUCAAAACUAUUUUAAAUUUAGUUAAAACCCUGUAGUGAUUUACAAACCCAACAUGACAUUUUUAGAUUUUCUUUUGUUUUACCAGCACUUUGCGAUAUUGAAUGUCCUAAAAUGAGACGUUUAGGAAUGGGGGGCUACAGGGGACCAUUGGCCAUCUGAGGGGGUGCUGGCUCCGCCCCUGGCUUAGACUAGCUAAAACUAGUUUCUUGACAGGCUGACAUGACCAACUGUUGCAAAUAACAAAACCAUAACACCCACUUCUAUGAUAUCGCUGAUGUAGCUUGUUGAUAUGAUGGAAACAGGUUUGGCAUCUCAUGUUUUGUUUUAGUCUUUUUUCAGUAUUGCAUUUUAACCCUUUUAAGUCUUGUGCAAACUCCAUACUUCAGUAAAGAAGGGAUGCAAACAUUUGUAUUUGUCUUGUCCAUAUUAAAAUCAAAUAUAUUUUUGGUUGGCAUUUAUUUUCCUUAGAGGGAAUAGAUGUAGCUGAAGACUGUAACUGGAAAUUCCCCAAGUCACCAUGAAUUAACAAAGAUUUUAUUGUAUUUAUUCAGUAAAAAUGUGGCCUUGGUAUAACAAAAGUAGAGAUUACGUAUAAAGCUUUACUGUACUCCUUUUUUUUUUCACAUCCCUUAGUAAAACAUACUCUUUCCCUCCCUCCUCUCUGUCUCUCUGUCUUUCACUGCCACCCUUCCCUUUCUCUCUUACUCUUACUUUUUUUUUUUUUACAUUUCUUACCCCCCUCUUUCUGUCUCCUCUCUCUUCCCUCUCCUUUCACCCCUAUCUCUCCCUCUCUCAUACCUUUCUAACUCUCUCUCGUUCUCUUUAUUCCCCUCUCCCCUUACCCCUCCCCUCUUCCUCUCCCUUUCUUCCUCUUCCUCUCUUUUUCCCCUCCCGCCCUCGCCCACCCUCUCCCCUCCCAGCCACCCCUCCUUCUCUUUUCCCUCUCUCCCUCCUUCCCUCUCUCGUACACUCUGUGAAUGGAGCUCCCGAAAUACCUUCUUUGCCCCCAGCCUCUCGGACAGAAAUCCCUCCUCUGCUCUGUCUUUUGAUGCCUGUCCCCCACCUCCUCCAAAAGACAUGCCUUUGUGCCUUAUGCAGAACUGUAUGCGCUGCACAUUCCUUUUACUUCUAUAGGAGGAUUUUUGUAACUCGGUCCUGAUGAGCCAACGGAAUCCAGCUUAAACAAACCUCAACAUCAGAGAAUUGGACACACCAUUUUUACGCACACACAAAAUCUCUCCGCACCCCCCCUUCCCCCAAAUCUUAUCCAUUCAGACAUGGUUUCUUUUCCUCUGCACAGUACCUUUCUAUUGUCUCGUCAUGUACUGCAGUCAGAGGCGGGGAGACGCAGUUGUUGCAUUUACUCAAGUACAUUCGUUUGAAUCAUUUCCUUUUUCAAAUUUUAGUAAAGUAGUAGUUUUUAGAUGACGUACUUUUACUCCUACUUCAGUCAUAUAUAUUUACAGUGUGUCCCGCAGUACCUUUGAGUAAAAGUUUUGGUUACUCUUCCCACUGUGAGUAAUUCUACAAGGGACAAACCUUCAUGCUCGCAGUAUUAUAUCAUUUGUACAUUUGUGUUUUGUUUCAGGUAUAACAGGUAUUUUGUUCACUAUUUAAUGUCCUUUCCUUCCAAUUAAAUGAACUGCAUAAUUGUAAAUCUGACCUUUAUGUCCUGUUACUCUUACAAAUUACUACUACUUUUCAUUUUCCCAAAUACUUUUUACUCCAGCUUAUUUUCUUGGACCACUACUUUGUACUUCUACUUGGGUAAUAUUGUUUUGAAGUCAUUUAAGUUUAUAUCUUAAACAAAGAAAUAAAAGCAUAAAUGGUCAUCCAAGUGUUCCCAUCAAAACAAACUAAGUGGAAAAAGUUUGGACGUGCUUUGUUUUGUAAAAGAAAUUUCCUCUCUCAUUCAAAAUAAUCAUGUUUGUUUAUGCAAUGUCUUAUGAAAAUCUGAACGAUUUUGUGUAACUGUAUGCUUUGAAGUAAUAUCAUGUAAAUAAACAGAAGAGAAAAAAACAUGAGGCUUAUAAGAAAUGUGAUCCAGUUUAAAACCACAACAACUCACAUAAAACGUAAAAUAUAUAUAUUUCUCUUUUCCCGUAAGUCUUUUUUUUUGUAAACUGUUUUCUAGAAAUUGCAAUCUGACCAUCAUCAUCAGUGAUGCAGUAAUACUGUUGUGCUAUUAGUCAUUAUUACUUUGAUGACUAAUUUAUGAAAAACUGACUCUUCUCAUGUUGCAGACCACGAUGUUUAAUAAAUACAGAGGCU